Messenger RNA from Drosophila montana, 1350 nucleotides. RefSeq names its product UPAR/Ly6 domain-containing protein twit. Gene Ontology annotation, biological process: regulation of synaptic transmission, cholinergic; positive regulation of voltage-gated potassium channel activity; sleep. The record is from RefSeq and is a predicted model, not a curated record. Lineage: Eukaryota; Metazoa; Arthropoda; Insecta; Diptera; Drosophilidae. The transcript has 3 exons. Bases 326 to 772 code for a protein of 148 amino acids.
GUUUAUGUCUGUUGUUUAUGGCCAAAUGCGGUUAAAGCCAAUAGAAGACUGCGGCCAAAAACACGUUUCGAGUGCGUUCGGCACAGUUGGCUCAGUUGGGUAUAGGCCAGGCCAGGCCAGGCCGAGCCGGGCCAGGCUAUUUGCUGUUUAUCUAAGCUUUCAUUUAAACGCACCUCAAAGUGUUGGUUAAGUGCAUUUAACCUGAACGUUAACGUUUGACGUUUAAAUUGGCCCCGCAAACGGGUUUUUAUUGUCGUCGUCAACAUCAAUAUCAACAUCAACAUCAACAUCCGCUGCUGUCCAGAGCAAACCCGGACGGACACCGAUGAAAAACUAUCUCAAUGCCAUUUUAGAACAGAGCUGCCUUACCUCUGGAGUUCUACGUUGCUGGCGCUGUUCCACAGAUGUCUCGAAUGGCGAAUUCUGCAACGAUCCCUUCCAGUCGGACAGCAUCUCGGAGCAGCAGCGUUACUGGAGCUAUGUGAACUGCACCUAUUCGGUGGGCGUUAAGUCGGUGAAUGCGCGGCCCGUCUGCAAGAAGCUCGUGCAGGAAGUCUAUGGCAAGCGGGUCAUAUCGCGCUCCUGCUUCUACGAGGAUGUGGACGAUGCGCCGGACAAGUGCGCCAUGGACACGACCUCAUCCUACAUCAAGACCGUUUAUUGCCGCACUUGCACCACCGAUGGCUGCAACUCGGCUGGAGGACUCUCGGGUUUGGUGGGGCUGCUGGUGCUGCCCCUCCUCGCCGCACUGAGGCAGCAGCUAUGCAAAUGAGCUAAUGACUGGCAAAAUUCAGCCGUGGGUGGAGACUGCACACUUAAUUGCAUGAGGCAAAUGCAAAAAUGAAUUUAAAGCGUUGAAAUUCCUUUGAGCAGAAUACAGAACAAAUCAACAAAUUCUUAUUUCGCCUAGUUAAGUCGCGUUUCUUUCGACAUAUCUUUCAGACUUUUACACACACUGCGAAAUUCUCUUAUAAAGAUUCACAUAAUGCACUCAAUUUCAGCACCCAAUUGCUGGCAGUCACACUUCGCUAUAAAUAUACCAUAAAAUUACCAUAUAUAUACAGACUAUACAAAAUCUUAAAUGUAAAUGUUAUGUAGCUGUAGAGCAUUCAAAGGUUUCCACUUGGUCAGUCUUAAGCAAUCAAUAAAUUAUAGUUAAACGUUCGCAUAUUCUACUUGCACGCCGAUUGAUUACAUACACAUUUGAUUGAUUGCACACACCCAUACACACACAAACACACACACAUCUUUACAUAUAUAGACCUUUGUAAUAUUGUAUUACUUAUUGUAACUGUAAUCGAAGCACUUUUUUAUGGUGUCUUGCAAAUAAAUUGAUUAGAUGGUAAAAAA